AUGCCGUUGUCCACGAGGGGAGAUGAUUUUGGGAUCCUCGAGACCCCAGCGCCAAUUCCCGGGGUUCUCAGGACCCCGGCGGUACAUUUGGGUUCCUCGAGACCCCAGUCUCGAUUCCCGGGGUUCUUAGGACCCCGGCGGCGCAAUUGGGUUCCUCGAGACCCCGGCGAUGCAUUUGGGAUCCUCGAGACCCCAGUGGCGAUUCCCGGGGUUCUUAGGACCCCGGCGGUACAUUUGGGUUCCUCGAGACCCCGGCGGUACAUUUGGGUUCCUCGAGACCCCAGUCUCGAUACCCGGGGUUCUCAGGACCCCGGCGGUACUUUUGGGAUCCUCAAGACCCCAGUGUCGAUUCCCGGGGUUCUUAGGACCCCGGCGGUACAUUUGGGUUCCUCGAGACCCCGGCGAUACAUUUGGGAUCCUCGAGACCCCAGUGUCGAUUCCCGGGGUUCUCAGGACCCCGGCGGUACUUUUGGGUUCCUCGAGACCCCGGCGGUACAUUUGGGUUCCUCGAGACCCCAGUCUCGAUUCCCGGGGUUCUUAGGACCCCGGCGGUACUUUUGGGAUCCUCAAGACCCCAGUGUCGAUUCCCGGGGUUCUCAGGACCCCGGCGGUACAUUUGGGUUCCUCGAGACCCCAGUCUCGAUACCCGGGGUUCUCAGGACCCCGGCGGUACUUUUGGGAUCCUCAAGACCCCAGUGUCGAUUCCCGGGGUUCUCAGGACCCCGGCGGUACAUUUGGGAUCCUCAAGACCCCAGUGUCGAUUCCCGGGGUUCUCAGGACCCCGGCGAUACACCUGGGUUCCUCGAGACCCCAGUCUCGACUCCCGGGGUUCUCGGGACCCCGGCGGUACAUUUGGGUUCCUCGAGACCCCAGUCUCGAUACCCGGGGUUCUCAGGACCCCGGCGGUACUUUUGGGAUCCUCAAGACCCCAGUGUCGAUUCCCGGGGUUCUCAGGACCCCGGCGGUACUUUUGGGAUCCUCAAGACCCCAGUGUCGAUUCCCGGGGUUCUCAAGACCCCGGCGGUACUUUUGGGAUCCUCAAGACCCCGGCGAUACAUUUGGGUUCCUCGAGACCCCGGCGGUACAUUUGGGAUCCUCAAGACCCCAGUGGCGAUUCCCGGGGUUCUUAGGACCCCGGCGGUGCAUUUGGGUUCCUCGAGACCCCGCCGAUACAGUUGGGUUCCUUGGGGCCCCGCGCCAAUUCUCGGUGUUCCCAGUACCCCGGCGAUGCACUUGGUAUAA
Messenger RNA from Osmia bicornis bicornis, 1242 nucleotides. Its product is annotated as protein piccolo-like. The record is from RefSeq and is a predicted model, not a curated record. The transcript is spliced from 2 exons. Lineage: Eukaryota; Metazoa; Arthropoda; Insecta; Hymenoptera; Megachilidae. The coding region runs from base 1 to 1242 and encodes 413 amino acids.